Molecule: messenger RNA, 460 nt
Organism: Mastomys coucha (southern multimammate mouse)
Lineage: Eukaryota; Metazoa; Chordata; Mammalia; Rodentia; Muridae
Product: small ubiquitin-related modifier 1
Exons: 1
Coding region: 30-335 (101 amino acids)
Biological process (GO): protein sumoylation
Cellular component (GO): PML body; nucleus
Molecular function (GO): ubiquitin-like protein ligase binding; protein tag activity
Source: RefSeq, a predicted model, not a curated record
GUGCGGAGACCCCCUGGUGAAUCGUCACCAUGUCUGACCAGGAGGCAAAACCUUCAACUGAGGACUUAGGUGAUAAGAAGGAAGGAGAAUACAUUAAACUCAAAGUUAUUGGACAGGACAGCAGUGAGAUACAUUUCAAAGUGAAAAUGACAACACAUCUCAAGAAACUCAAAGAAUCAUACUGUCAAAGACAGGGAGUUCCAAUGAAUUCACUCAGGUUUCUCUUUGAAGGUCAGAGAAUUGCUGAUAAUCAUACUCCAAAAGAACUGGGAAUGGAGGAAGAAGAUGUGAUUGAAGUUUAUGAGGUACAAAUGGGGGGUCACUCUAUGGUUUAGAUAAUUCUUUUUAUUUUUUAUUUUUUCCUUUUCCCUCAAUCCUUUUUUAUUUUUAAAAAUAGUUCUUUUGAAAUGUGGUGUUCAAAAUGAAAAUUGAAUACUGGCAUUCCAUCUCUUAGAAUAUC